CUCGCUAGCCCUAAAGUUUACUUUCCUUUCUGGCUUUCCCUUCUUUUCGUCUUUUCAUUUUUCUACAAAGAGGAGGAAGAUCUUCAGGAAAAAGCCUGGAAGCUGACUCAGGCGUCUGUGGGAAUUCUUAGGGAGAAAUUUGAAGGAUUUUAAAUUAGGGUUUGAAGAAAAGGUUGCUCUUUCUCUCAUUGAAUAUCAGAUUUAGGGGUUGACUUGGUUUCUGGUGGAGAUUUGAAUUUGGAAUCCCAAAGUUUGAUGCUUUUUAAUUACUGCACCCGUGGAUAUCUCGACAAAGUCAACACUGUUACGCGGUCGGUUUUUUUUUUGGUUGCUGCGUAUUGAAGUUUAGGUUGCUGUUGUGAAAAGAUUUCUCGCAGGUGCUUGAGGUUGAAUUUUAAUGUUCUGGGAUAUUCUGUAGAAGCUUUUGAAUGGUUUUGACUUUGUGAGUGUCUGGAAAAUUUAGGAUUACUUUGUUGUAGUUCACUCUGCAAUUUAGUUUCUUCAAAUGGAUAAUUCGAAGAAUCGGCUUAAUGAUCAUCUUGGUGUGAACAAAAUCGGCAAGAAUAUAAGGAAGAGCCCGUUGCAUCAACCUAACUUCGCUAAUAAUGCAGCUAGGCAGCACCCUCAGCCUCAGGUUUACAAUAUUAGUAAAAAUGAUUUCCGAAACAUUGUUCAGCAACUCACUGGUUCGCCUUCACGUAAUGAUCCUUUGCCAAGGCCCCCACAGAAUCCUCCCAAACCCCAAAGUAUGAGGCUGCAGAGGAUUAGGCCUCCACCGUUGACACCAAUCAAUCGGCCUCGUAUUCCUCAUCCCGUUCCAGCCCCUGCCCCUACUCAUGCACAGGCUCCAGUUCCCCCUCCUGCUCCUUAUAACACUGGCUUUGUUAGACCUGGUCAAUAUGGACAACCUUCGCCUACAAUCUUGCAACCUAUGAUUCCUGGAGAUGCUCUAUGGGCAAACACAGCUGAAUCUCCUAUAUCAGCUUAUAUGCGAUACCUUCAGACUUCUCUUAUAGAUCCAAGUCCAGUUGGAAAUCAAGGCCACCCUCAACUACACCCUCCAGUUCCAGGGCAACCUAAUGCUCCACCAUCUUCUGGCUUACUUCCUAAUCCACUUAUGCCUGCAAUCCCUUCGCCAAGAGGAAUAAAUGGUCCACCGAUGAUGCCUAAUCUCCCUUCUCCACGAAUGAGUGGUUCUGUUCCACCAAUGCCCAAUCUUCCAUCACCAAGGAUGAAUGGGCCUGGCCUUUUACCUUCACCGACUUCUCAAUUCCUUUUGCCAUCACCUGCUGGCUAUAUGAAUUUGUUGUCCCCCUGCCCCAACCCUUACUGGCUGCUUUCUCCUGGGGUUCAAUUUCCUCCAUUGAGCCCCAACUUUGCUUUCUCCCCCAUGGGUCAGUCAGGGAUUUUAGGUCAUGGGCCUCAACCUCCACCUUCUCCUGGUCUUAUGUUUCCACAGUCACCUUCUGGUUUUUUCCCCUACCCAAGUCCAAGAUGGAGGGAUCAAUAAUUCAAGUUAUAACAUUGUUGCUCUCAUUAGCUCCAUACUCAUUCAGGCAUUGGGACCAUCAUUCUCAUUGUUGUUUUCAUCUCCGAAUCAAGGUUCGGUCCGAAAGUAUAAUGUAUACUGCUCGUAUAACUGUUUCUUUCUUUAUUUUUUUGUGCCUUUUGUAAUGUCCAUACCCAUUUCACAAGUUAUUUGCACUUAGGCUUCGUAACAGCUGCAAUGCUCUCUGUAUUCUUGGACAAGUUUUACAUGGGAAAUAGUGAAGAUUGGAUAACUAAGUUUGAACAUCCCGACUGGCGCUGUAGCAUGAAAGGAGCGCAUAGGGUGAAUUUUAUAGG
This is a messenger RNA of Hibiscus syriacus, 1845 nucleotides long. RefSeq names its product protein HAIKU1-like. Lineage: Eukaryota; Viridiplantae; Streptophyta; Magnoliopsida; Malvales; Malvaceae. The transcript is spliced from 2 exons. The record is from RefSeq and is a predicted model, not a curated record. Bases 506 to 1510 code for a protein of 334 amino acids.